This is a messenger RNA of Ostrinia nubilalis (European corn borer), 1474 nucleotides long. RefSeq lists its product as uncharacterized. Lineage: Eukaryota; Metazoa; Arthropoda; Insecta; Lepidoptera; Crambidae. The coding region runs from base 371 to 1474 and encodes 367 amino acids. The record is from RefSeq and is a predicted model, not a curated record. The transcript has 8 exons.
AAAUUUUUAUUAUUAAAUGAUUUUACUUAGAAGAUAAAAUCAUAUUUACUUUCAUUUGUAAAUAUUUAUGCAGGUCAGAAAUCAAUCCAUUAAAUGCAGCCAAACGCCCCAAAUCAACAACGUCACAAAAUGGCGACAGCUCCUACGUGUGCGCAUGUUUGUAGUUUUCGCUCCAUUUUUGUGCUUUUCUUCUGGAAAUUAAUCCGCUGAUCCGCGUUGAGUUGAGUCCUCUCCUCCGUUGUGAAGUGUGUGUGUACAAUUUCCGAAGUUAUUGUGUGAUUCAGUGCAAUUGUUUUUGUGCGACCCGGACGCUUCGAUUGUGCUGUUUCUUUGCGAUAUAGACGCUUGUAGUUUCUUAACAAAUAGUAUCAUGCCUAAACGAUGUGUAUUUGGAUGUCCAUACACAAAGCCCUAUCACCAAUUUCCACAUCCGGAAAGGAAUCCUGACCGUUUCAAGGCUUGGGUUCAUAUUGCUGGUGGGAAGUUGGAUAGUGAAGAGGAUUAUGAACUGUACAGGAAGAAAGUUGUCUGUGAUAUUCAUUUCACUGAAAAGGAUAAGAACCGUAAUAACCGGUUAAAUUUUCUAGCAGUUCCAUCACUUCAUCUUCCUGGCAAACAAGAUGAUAGUUCCGAGAAAUCAGUAUUACCUGCACCUGAAGAACCUGGGAAUGCUCCAACAUUCAGUACCAGCUAUGCUGCAUUGAAACAAACAGUGGCAGAGAAACCUGAAGAACCUGUGGAUGCUCCAGCUAUCAAUCCAGCAUUCAGUACCAGCUAUUCUGCAUUUAGACCAACAGUGGCAGAGAAACCUGAAGAACCUGUGGAUGCUCCAGCUUUUAGUCCAGCAUUCAGUGCCAGCUAUUCUGCAUUUAGACCAACAGUGGCAGGCAAUUGUGGUGAAGAAAUAUUUCACGAAGCUCAAUCCUUAAAUGAAAGAAGCACAUUAUCACCAACUAUGACAGAUAACUGCGCAAGAAUCAUAGCUUCAGAACACAAUUAUUGCCUAGCAGAAAAGAAAGCAACGAAAGAAAAGAAAAAUAAUCGUCGGCAGCAGUUGAUGCCGUCGCUCCUGUUGAACCAACUAAAAACAACAAGGAGAAAAAUCAAGGUCCUGCAGUCGACAUUAUUACGGUCUCAAAAGAGAAACAAAAAUUUCAAAGCUAGACUAGUUGAUGCUGAAAAAAUUUCUACAGAUGUUUUAUUACGAAAAGUAACACAGAAAAUGACAACCGCUGCAAAAAUUUUCACAAAAAUGCAAUACACUCAGACCAGCAAGAAGCCUUCAGGUCGCAGAUUCUCUUUGGAAGAGAAAGUGCUCUCGCUAUCUCUGUAUAAGAAAAGUCCAAGGAGCUAUCCACUUUUAGCGAAAUUUUUUACAUUACCAUCCACGAAGUCUUUAAAAAGGCUUUUAACAAAAAUAGAAAAUGAAAAUGAAAAUGAAAAUGAAAAUGAAAAAUUUUUAUUGCUACACUAA